CCAGCCAAACCACACACACCCCCAUCAUCUCUCUCUUUCUCUCUCUCUCUCUCUCUCACACACACAGACAUAUCUUGAGCCACAUCCUCGAGUGAAUGAAAAUGAAGGCAUCAUGCAUUGCAGUGUGCACUUUGCUGGUGCUGCUCCUGGCAAAAACAGAGGUAACAAUGGCAGUAACAUGCAACCCCACACAGCUGAGCCCUUGUGUGAGUGCAAUGACAUCUUCAAAUCCACCAUCUUCCCUGUGCUGCAGUAAGAUCAAGGAACAGAAGCCCUGCCUCUGUCAGUACCUCAAGAACCCGAACCUCAAAAAGUUUGUCGACUCCCCCAAUGCAAGGAAAGUUGCUAACACUUGUGGAACUCCCUUCCCCAAGUGCUAGAUCCCUAAAACAUUCAAGGAAGGACUUCUCCAUUCUAUAUGCAUCAUGCUUCUUUGAUGUAUUAGCUAAAGGGUGGAGAUUAGAGAGUUAAUUUACUUUUUAAAGUUGGGUGUGGUCUCUCCUAUAUAAUAUGCUAGUAGAAGCAUUAGUCGUGGUUGUAAUAAUGCGGGGUCAUGCGUACAUGUUCCCCUAGUCUGUUGGUGUGAUUUAUCAUAUACUUACUAGUUCUUCCAAGGCCACUAAUUUAUGCAUUAUCAACAUCAAUGGUGAAUCAUAGCAUUGUUUCCUAAA
Carya illinoinensis is the source of this 671-nucleotide messenger RNA. Its product is annotated as non-specific lipid-transfer protein 2-like. Gene Ontology annotation, biological process: lipid transport. The transcript has a single exon. NCBI's taxonomy places the organism in Eukaryota, Viridiplantae, Streptophyta, Magnoliopsida, Fagales, Juglandaceae. The record is from RefSeq and is a predicted model, not a curated record. Bases 96 to 380 code for a protein of 94 amino acids.